Drosophila obscura is the source of this 1116-nucleotide messenger RNA. RefSeq names its product ubiquitin-conjugating enzyme E2 R2-like. The transcript is spliced from 2 exons. Gene Ontology annotation, biological process: protein polyubiquitination; ubiquitin-dependent protein catabolic process. Bases 54 to 773 code for a protein of 239 amino acids. NCBI's taxonomy places the organism in Eukaryota, Metazoa, Arthropoda, Insecta, Diptera, Drosophilidae. Gene Ontology annotation, molecular function: ubiquitin conjugating enzyme activity. The record is from RefSeq and is a predicted model, not a curated record.
CAUCCAAGUAGCCUUAGUUCUAGUGUCAGAUGUGAAUAUAAAUCACAAUUCAAAUGGAUUCUACAUCGACAAUACAGAGAAACGAAACAGAAAACAAAGAAAUGGAGGAUCUCGAUACAAGUGAAAUUCAAUCCACCGGCACAGCUGUGCGUGCACUGUGCAGGGAGCUCAUGAAGCUGAAGAAGGACAAGCUCGAGGGCUUCUGCGUGAAGUUGUUCCGUGAGGACGAUCUGUUCGACUGGGAUGUGGGCAUCUACGGGCCCCCCAACACCGUGUACCAUGGGGCGUACCUGAAGGCCUCGAUGCGGUUCCCCUACAACUAUCCGAUGCAGCCGCCGGACUUUUACUUCCGCACAGCGAUGUUCCACCCCAACGUCUAUGCCAAUGGCAUGAUCUACAUGUCCAUCCUGUACGAUGGCUGCUGGAACCCCACGAUGAGCGCCCGCACCGUACUGCUGUCGGUGGUGUCGCUGUUGACGGGCCCCGACACCGAUUGGCCUUGCAACCAGGAUGCCGCUGAUCUCUACAUCAAGUGGCGCGACUCGCAGGGCGAGGACAAGACCUACGAGGAUCUUGUGGCUCUACAGAAGGCCAACUGGAAGGAGAUGGCACGUCUCGAUGGUGUUGUGGUUCCUGAAACCGUGGAGGAGUACUGCUGCACCGCUGCCAUCAAGGAUCCGCUCGUAGCAGAGAACUUUCUCAUGAACGAGCUCUGCGAUCUCUCCGAUCUCUCCGAUCUCUCCGAUCUCUGCUCUGCUUCAGAGGGGCAUUAGCCAUUAGGAUUCUCUAAUCGUUAGUCGUUCGAAUUUGUUUACCAUCAUUGACACAACAUAUUCCAAUAACAGCGUUUUAAAUAUUACUCAACAUUCAACACCCAAAGACACACACACAUCUACAAAUUACUGGUGCAACGAGCAGCGGCACUCUGGCUCAGACACUCUUUUGGCCAAAAAAAAACAAUAUAUAUACAUAUCUACAGCACAUAAAUGUAGAAUACACACCACACAAAUAUAUACAGAAUGCGGGGGAGGGAAGGGCGUGUGUGCAAACGAUGUUCAAGAAAACUCAAUGAUAAACCAAAACCAAAAUCAAAACCAAAACCAAAACUAAACGAAU